CAUUCCUACGCAUCAUCAAAGUUGACAGCAAAAAAAAAAAACAGACGAAGUUUUUAGAAAGUUCCCUGAAACUCGUCAGUCGACAUCGCCGAUUCUUGACGUCGGUCAGGAUGACUUCACUUACGAUCAUCGCUCGAGUGACGGACGGACUUCCGCUCGCUGCGUCCAUAGAGGAGGAUGAAAAGUCAGGUAGAGACCUCCAGCAGUACCAGAGCCAGGCCAAGCAGCUGUGCCGUAAACUGAACGCUCAAAGUCCGGACCGCUGCACCUUGGAGGCCGGGGACAUGAGCUUCCACUACUUAAUAGCACAGGGUGUGUGCUACCUAUUCCUCUGUGAGGCUACAUUUCCCAGAAAGAUUGCCUUUGCAUACCUUGAAGACCUCCACAGUGCGUUCAACGAUCAGUAUGGAAGGAAAGUUCCCACGGUAACGAGGCCAUACUCUUUCAUCGAGUUCGACACGUACAUCCAGAAAACAAAGAAAUCAUUCAUUGACAGCAGAGCCAGGAGGAACUUUGGCAGUAUAAACACAGAGCUACAGGAUGUUCAGAGAAUCAUGGUGGCAAAUAUUGAAGAAGUUCUGCAAAGAGGAGAAUCUCUUUCUGCUCUAGAUACAAAAGCCAGCAAUCUGACCAGCCUGUCGAAGAAGUACCGCAGCGAUGCCAAAUAUCUCAACACCCGCUCCGCGUAUGCCAAGGUGGCAGCUGUGUCAGUGUUCUUCAUCACACUCAUCAUCUAUGUGCGUUUCUGGUGGCUCUGAUGGACUGUCAACAAGGACUUUGAGGGUGUUUCGUUUUGAAAAACAAGCACUUAAACUGAUCCUGUUAAAUACCAGGAGGCCUUAAAGGGAUCCUAUAUUUCCCUAUUGAAGGUUAUAAUUCGAUUUAUGCUUUAUCAAGCUUUGACUUAUGCCAUGUAUAAAGUAUAAACUGAGCUAUAGGUCUGUGAUGGGACAUAUUUAUGUAUAUGAGCAAAUGCUUCAUGGUGAGUUCAUGUUUACUGGAAUUUAAGAGCAGGGUGUUAAUCAAUUAA
Messenger RNA from Anoplopoma fimbria (sablefish), 1030 nucleotides. RefSeq names its product SEC22 homolog B, vesicle trafficking protein a (gene sec22ba). The transcript is spliced from 5 exons. The record is from RefSeq and is a predicted model, not a curated record. Bases 111 to 758 code for a protein of 215 amino acids. Gene Ontology annotation, cellular component: SNARE complex; endoplasmic reticulum membrane; endoplasmic reticulum-Golgi intermediate compartment. Gene Ontology annotation, biological process: vesicle fusion with Golgi apparatus; endoplasmic reticulum to Golgi vesicle-mediated transport; retrograde vesicle-mediated transport, Golgi to endoplasmic reticulum. Gene Ontology annotation, molecular function: SNAP receptor activity. Lineage: Eukaryota; Metazoa; Chordata; Actinopteri; Perciformes; Anoplopomatidae.